AUGACCAUCGCCCGCUACGCUGUCAAACUUACGGGUCUGUACCCACAGGACCCGCUCGAGUGUCUGCGCGUGGACAUGGUGUCCGAGUCGCUCGUUGAUGUAAAGACGCUUAUCUCGGAGAUUGCAUACCGUACUCCAGACGAAGCUGCUAAGACUGAGAAGACAAAGAAACAGCUGGAGGAAAGCGUGCAUAAGACAUUCAAAGUGCUGGAUGGAUUCAUCCAAAAGGGACCCUUCUUUCUGGGCGACAAUACGACGUACGGGGAUCUGAAGUUCUACGACCUGACUAAGAAUGGACUCGGUAAGUUUCCGGGGGGUUCACCGAGCAGGUAUCCUAAGCUCACAAUACUCGUGAGUAAGGUGGAGUCUGAUCCCAACGUGGCGGCUUAUCUCGCGAAACAUCAACAGUAG
Molecule: messenger RNA, 411 nt
Organism: Phytophthora infestans T30-4
Lineage: Eukaryota; Oomycota; Peronosporomycetes; Peronosporales; Peronosporaceae
Exons: 1
Coding region: 1-411 (136 amino acids)
Biological process (GO): glutathione metabolic process
Molecular function (GO): glutathione transferase activity
Source: RefSeq, a predicted model, not a curated record